Xylaria bambusicola is the source of this 620-nucleotide messenger RNA. RefSeq lists its product as uncharacterized. The coding region runs from base 125 to 490 and encodes 121 amino acids. The transcript has 3 exons. The record is from RefSeq and is a predicted model, not a curated record. Lineage: Eukaryota; Fungi; Ascomycota; Sordariomycetes; Xylariales; Xylariaceae.
CGCCAUCAUCACCACCAUCAUCAUCAUACUAUCGUACUGACUUGGUCCGUCUGUCUGUCUGUACAUGUGUAUGACUACUGGGAAUUAGUGGUAAAAUCCCUAAUGAUGGGACGGAUGAACGAGGAUGACUGAUGUCGUUCGUGCCCCGCGCGUGCGCUCGCCUCUGCGCACGAGAGAGCACGGGACUUUGUUUGCCCUCUCAUCCCUCUUCCCUUUACUGUUUACUUUACAUACAGGUCCUACAGGCUCCCUACGGGCUUCCGAGGUCUACCUCCAUUACACGCUUGCUGUAGAAUCCUUAUUCUCGGUAGUUGUUCGAUUUUAUUCUAUAUUUCCCCCAAGUCAUAUAACUUGGCGGCCAUAUGCCAUGCCACCAGCAAGCAGCCCGACUGUUGUAACUGUUCUGGGCCCGCUCACUGAAACCGUCGCCCUUGUACUUUUUGAUUCGGGCCCCAUGUUCCAAUUGCAAGCCAAGGUGCUACUCUACUAGGCAUCUGACUAGGAACCAGCUUGCAAUGUCUGCAACUUGAGACCUUAGUCUUUAUCCCCCCCUUCCUCCCUUCCCCCUUUCCAUUCCAAUUCGAAGCUUGCAUUACGAAUUAGCCCCCUCCCCCGGCAAU